Messenger RNA from Penicillium vulpinum, 2109 nucleotides. RefSeq lists its product as uncharacterized. The record is from RefSeq and is a predicted model, not a curated record. The transcript has 2 exons. Lineage: Eukaryota; Fungi; Ascomycota; Eurotiomycetes; Eurotiales; Aspergillaceae. Bases 1 to 2109 code for a protein of 702 amino acids.
AUGCCGUCGUCCAAUAUGGACAGUGGUGCGACGGAGCUGUCUAGCCAUGCAUGUUUUCAGGCCCGGAUGCAGACGCAUAUAAAAAAUCAGGACUCGAACUCGUCUUCGAUGAGCCACAAUACAAUGGCGAUGGCCGAGCACAUCCCAUCACCGCGCCGAUGGUCUCCCACCUAUAUACCCCGAAGGCGAAGCAGACAUAUGCCCUCGCUAUCAUUUGCAACAUCACCUGUUAUGCCCCGGAUAGAGUCGCCUGACUUUUCAACCUCACAAUCGCGGCGCCCCACAGAUCGGGCCCCAGGUUGCGUGUCGCCCUUUCGUUCGGUUCGAAAAAUGAAAGAACCAUUUCAAUUAAUGCUUCCUUCAUCCCCGGCGUCACUUGAUGGACCUACUUCCAACUUUUCUGAAAAGCUAAACAGGCCGCCGAGAACGCCGGCCGAUCACAUUUUACGAACGUGGCGCUCCGACCAAAACCUGACUUGUAGCAGUCUAGAGGGAUUCGGCCUUCUACCCAGCCCACCUAUAACAGAAUCACGCCCUGCAAGUGCCGGUCCAGAGUUAUCUUAUUUCGAUUGUCAGUCCUCAGAUGAAUCACGGCCUUCCAGUGUCGGAGGAUCUGAGAAGGUUGAUCCCGAUGCUACUAAACCGGAGGUCGCCUUAACAGCCGCAACACUUGAGGUUGGGGAAAGAAUACAGUACACAGCAUACCGUCCACCAGAUUGGAAGAACAAACCGCGCACAGGUGUCAUGAAUGUCCAUGAAGCCCACUCAGAGUUUGUACGCCAGUGCGAGUCUGGGAGGGAACAGGUGCCAGAAGCCCAACCUCCCAUCAAGCCUGCAAUCCCAACCUCAAUCCACAGCCCGAGAGUAUUUGUUCCCGGUAGCUCACCACGACCUCAACGCCCUCGAACUGGGACAGUGUCUAGUGAAGCCAGCUGGGUGCCCAGCAACUUCUCGUACUGCGAAAGGUGGCUGCAAGGUGUGCCGGUUGACAAGGUCAACGACCGAAAUUCAUCUACAAAGGAGCCCAACAAUCGGCGCAAGUUCCAGAUCGUCGAGAACGAUCCUCCAAUGCCAAAACUCGACAUCAUUCCGGGAGCAAAAGCCCUUGAAGAACCUGUAAGAUUCGUCGUCGCUAGCAAGACAAAACCGAAACUUGUCGACAUUGCUAGACAAUCAUCACCAUCGCUUCCACUACUUCCACCGUUAUCAUUGCUGCCACAUACCAUACCGGCCACCCCAGAUCAACGUCAAGAGGAAGUAUCCGCAUUUAGCCCGGACACUCCUCUUAAUUUGUCUGGCAGUGGUUAUAGAACUCGUGACUUCGACUACUCCUUUAUUAGCUACGAUGAUAGCACGGUCGAUGAUGAUGACGACGAUGCAUAUACUGAUCCAGGAUCAUUGACUUCUUCAGACAGUGUCGGAUCAACCGUGAUCUGUGAAAGGCCUGAAUCUGCGCAGGGAAAGCGCGAGACGAGUCUACAACCUGAGAUCAGAUCGGGAAGUGUGAGCCCGAAGGCAUCAUCACCACCAAGAACUAACUCACCUGGGCGGCCGGCUAUGAUGUCAAUAAACGAGGAUGAAAAACCACGGCUCUGGCACCCAAAUUGGACGCUGGACGACCAUGAAUGGACCCUAGAUGAGCUGGAACAUUCUGUCAAGGACUUUCCUCGCUAUGUGCUCCGCCUAGCAUCCCCUGUCAUGGUAUUCCUUCGCAAAAACGACGAGAAGACUCUUCUCAAGCCAUUCCGCACUAUAUUCCCCGAUGUCUCAGAGCACCUCCUUGACUGCCUAUGUGCUGCCCUCCUCGCUCGCAACUACAUCCUUUCUCUAUCAACCAUCGAGCGCACACAGUCGACCGUAUCACCGCUCAAAGACACAUUCGCCAUUGACGGCGUCCCGAAAAAAGCGUACAACACACUAGGGAUUCAGUUUCCAUCUGGAUCUGCCCAUAUGUCUCAUGACCAUAUUUUCAGCUCUUGUCCCGCCAGGCUCCAGGAACAGUUAGAUCGCAACGUGGACAACCUGCUCUUCGCAAUCUGCGGCCGAGCAGAUCCCACUUUGAGAUCCGCUGUAGAAGUCCUUGCCCAAGUACUUGAAACCAAUGCUUAG